Ficedula albicollis (Collared flycatcher) is the source of this 5311-nucleotide messenger RNA. It is a transcript of the gene PPTC7, whose product is annotated as PTC7 protein phosphatase homolog. The coding region runs from base 970 to 2079 and encodes 369 amino acids. NCBI's taxonomy places the organism in Eukaryota, Metazoa, Chordata, Aves, Passeriformes, Muscicapidae. The transcript has 8 exons. The record is from RefSeq and is a predicted model, not a curated record.
AUAAACAGUGAGGAGCCAGGGCAGUCUGUACAGCAGAUGGCAUUACAGGUAGUAUUUAUCACACUCCAAUCUCAGGGCUAAGAUACUCGGGAGGGAGGAUUGACGUCAGCUAGGAGUGAAUCAGUUUUAAAACAAGCUGGAAACCUGCUUGUGCCUUCAGCAGUUGAUGACUUUGUGCAGCACUUGUGCUUUGCACUCCCCUGUGCAUUGAUUAGUCUGAGCAAGCCUAGCAGGAAGAGUUCAUUCUGUUUUUGCAGCUUAAGUGAGCUGAUGCAAAUAGAUCUUGGACUUUGAGGUGGGAAGAUUCCACCCAGCUGCAGUAACCAGGGGGAUGCCCUUUGCUCCAGUUUUUGUGCCAAAUUUGUGCAUUGGGGAAUUUUAAGCAAAUAUCACUUGGCAGGAUAUUGACUCUCAGGGUACAAGAAUAACACUGAGUAAGGCAGCAGGGCAUGGGCUGGGAGGCAUUUACAGGGAGAACCAUCCAGACUGACACUGAACAGUGGAGAACACCAGUUCUGAAGUAUUUUAUGAAAAACAGUUGGGUUUUUGUCUCAAAGGAGCCCAGACAUCCUCUGAAUGAAAACCAGGAGCAGUUUUUCAUCUGGGCAGAGCGUCCUCGUGCAGGAGUGACAGAGUUCAUCAAAGGUUACUAAUUACCAUGUAAAUGAUGAGGUCGUCUGGCUGUCUGGACAGACUUGGGUGGGUGACCUGGGGUAGAAUCAUGGGAUCAUUAAGAUUGGAAAAGACUUCCAAGAUCAAGCCCAGCCUUCGACCAAAUACUCCCAUGCCUGCUGAACUGUGUCACCAGUGCCACAUCUGCUCGUGUUUUGGACACUUCAGGGGAUUGUGACUCCACCACUUCCCCAGGGAGGCUGUUUCAAAGACUUUCAAGGACGGAGGAGUGUGAAGAGCUCACCAUGUGCCUUGGCUUGGGAGCGCUUGGGGAAGCACAGAGCUGUGCUCUGCCAAAUGAGUUCAUCAGCCCUGAGCUCACCAUGUUCCUCAGCACUUGAGGCACAGCUGCUGGGCAAAGUGGCACAGAGAGAACCCUUCCAGCCCUGGAAAACUCGGCAUCAAGGCAUGGAGAACUCAGCUUUAGCUGGGGAGGAUCACAGACUGAGCAGCACAGCCAGCAGGCACGAAGCAUCGGCGGCCAGCGAGUCCCCGCGAGUUAUUCGGAGCACGCGAGACACGCGGGGCGUGGAGGGCAAGCUGGUGGCGCGGGCAGUCCUGGGCGGCCUCUCGCAGACGGACUCCCGCGACUACAGCCUGGUGACGGCCAGCUGUGGCUUCGGCAAAGAUUUCCGCAAGGGCAUCCUCAAGAAAGGCAUGUGCUACGGGGAUGACGCCUGUUUCGUGGCGCGGCACCGCACCGCCGAUGUGCUGGGGGUGGCAGAUGGUGUUGGUGGCUGGAGAGACUACGGGGUUGACCCUUCUCAGUUCUCAGGGACUCUCAUGCGGACGUGUGAACGUUUAGUGAAAGAAGGACGGUUUGUUCCAAGCAAUCCUGUUGGAAUUCUCACUGCAGGCUAUUGUGAGCUGCUGCAGAACAAAGUACCUUUGCUUGGGAGCAGCACAGCUUGUAUAGUAGUCCUGGACAGAUCAAGUCAUCGUUUACAUACAGCCAACUUGGGAGAUUCUGGAUUUUUGGUGGUCAGAGGUGGAGAAGUCGUCCAUCGAUCCGACGAGCAGCAGCAUUACUUCAACACUCCCUUCCAGCUGUCAAUAGCUCCACCAGAAGCAGAAGGAGUUGUCUUAAGUGACAGCCCUGAGGCUGCUGACAGCACGUCCUUCGAUGUCCAGCUUGGGGACAUCAUCCUGACGGCCACAGACGGAUUGUUCGACAACAUGCCUGACUACAUGAUCCUGCAGGAGCUGAAAAAGCUGAAGAACUCCAACUACGAGAGCAUCCAGCAGACUGCACGGAGCAUUGCUGAGCAAGCCCACGAGCUGGCCUACGACCCCACGUACAUGUCACCCUUUGCACAGUUUGCCUGUGACAAUGGAUUGAAUGUCAGAGGGGGGAAACCAGACGACAUCACCGUCCUGCUGUCCAUCGUGGCCGAGUACACAGACUGAGGUGCUGGCGCUGCCCGAGCCCCCGGCCCGUGUCCUGCUGGCAGGAUCAGGAUUGUUCCUUCCUUCCUUCCCAGCUGCUCCCGGCUCCCUGAGCCCGCAGCCUGGCCCCAGACACAGCUGAGGCCCUUGCUAAGAACCACUCGUAGUCCACUGGUCUUGGUCUGCCAGCAAGAGAUGGAGAAGCUCAAGGCUUGGAGCUUGUCUUUGAGAGCUUAGUCCUUGUCUGGAACAGGGGAGGAUCCAUCCCACGGUGUUGCUGCGUUGGAGAUGUGACUUUCCGAGGAGCAGAAUUGGUUGAUCACCUUUCAAAGCAGAUCAAUAGGUAACACCUCUGCACGAGGGCACAUUACUCUAUUUCUAGGAGCGUUGGCUGUUGUUGAGGGUGUGUUACAGCCCCAGUUCCAUAAAGCAUAGUCUUGUUCCAGUGAUAGCUGAGGUUUCGUGUUUCUGAGCUCCGGUUUUCAGGAGAUUUAUAACUGCUGUAAACAUUCUGCUCUUGCCAUCCAUGGUGUCAGCCUUAGGAGCCUUUUCUAGUACGAGAUUUCAGACAAACCUAGUUCAAGUUAUAUGGAUGCAAAAUGUGUUUUGUGAUUUCAGGUGCUUAACUGUGAUCUUAAAAGUUCUGCAGAUCAUUCGUCCAUAAUGGGCCUGGUUCUGGAUGUUUUGGCUGUGGAUAAUUAUUAUUUUUUUUAAACAAAAAUUCUAGCUCAGUCUCAAACAGCCGAGCUGGCCACAGUUGAGGUCUUUCAGUGUUUGAACCCAUCUCAGAGUGGGAUGAUGGUAAAUGCUACGGUGGGAGGUUGCACAAAACAGCUCAUCCUCAACUCUGAGCGUCUUCACUUUGGGUAGAUAAUUCUGUUGUUGAUAUAAAACAUAAUUUGUGUUAAUAAUUGCCACUCUUGCUUGUAGAACAGAAUAUGCUGCACCAGUUUAAGUCCAGUUGAUCCUUUCUGACUCAAACAGGAACCUCUUUGCUUCUGCUGCGGCAGCAGCAGCGAGUACGAAAAUGGAAACUUAAUGAAUAAUCAGUAAAGCUUACAUUUCAAUUUAACUAAAGUUUAGGGGUUUCAAUGAUCCUUAAUGAUGUUUACAGUUACCUAACAGCCACUUUGCAAUAUGACAUUUCCUUUUCAAUGACAGUAGCUCACGUUUUCCCCCCUUUUCCAGCCAGCUUUCCUUUUCCUUUCCUGAGGCUCAUAUGAAAGCUGAGAGCUGUAAAGAUAUAUAUAUUUUUGGUCAGUUUUUCAUUAACUUUUUUGCUGGUAGAGAAGUAUGUAGAAAUAAAUUAAAGCCAUGUUUUUAUAUAUAAAAAGUCGGGUAAUGUUGCUGUUUAAGUGAGUGCAGUUAAACUUGGUCAGUAAGGAAUCUUACCUGCUCUCAAGAGGAGAUUUUUACUACCUGGUUUAUUGUAUUGAAACUGUUUAAGUUUGAGGUUACCUCAACUUGUUUAAAGAAUUUUUGUGGACUUGUACUGUAUAUUUGCGUAACUAUGUCAAGCUUUUAUUUAAGGUCAUUUAACAUGUACCAUGUACAUGUCAUUUUACUAUAUUUCAGUGCAUCAUGCUUGUAACAGGCAUUUCAUUUAUAAUAAGUGAUUAAUUUGGGAGCUCUUCAGUAAUUUAUCUGCUAUUCCUCAAUUGGCAUAAUGUUAGAUAUCUACUUUAAAUCACCUUGUAAUUACUCGUCAAAAUGCCUUAACUACCCUAACUUGACCAAAAUAGGAUUUUGGUGAGGGUAUGGGGAGGAUUAUAUUAAUGAAGAAAAAUUAAUUAGUUUUGCGACACACGAACAGUGAGUGGUGGAGAACUUUGCACAACAUGUCAGUCCUUGUUGUUUUUAACCUGAACAAGCUGUCUCUGGCUGUCUUGGCGGAAUGUAUUCACAUGCAGAACAGGGCUUUGUUUCUUGUUUGGGAGGGGCCUUUCUCUCCCGACUCCGGGCGUCUUUACAUUUAUCCAGUAUUUACUCGCACGCUUCUGGAUUAGAGCAGAUUUGAUCAAUUCUUCUUUCCCUUUGCCCUUCCCUUCAGGCGACGCCCCCGUGGCCCCAGGCUGUUCUCUGCUCUCAGCACAGUCCCCAGCCCUCCCUGUUCCCCUCCGCAGCUUUCCAGGCCUUUUCCUGGGGACCUGUGCAGCUCAGAGGGUCUGGAAUUCCCAAAUUCCGAAUUCCUGCUCCCCCGGGGCCGGGCGUGCUCCCUGUGUGUAUCCACAAAGCCGUUUGCCUCAUAUCACACCAUGACCUGUUGGGUUUUUUUAAAAUAAAGAACAAAUUUGGGUUUUGAUUUACAAAUCAUGAGUUUUUCCCUCACCGGGCACACCAAAGACCAGUAAAGCUUUUAGCUUUUCCAUCUGUUUAUAAAGCAAUACUGUAUUAUAAAGAAUUGAUAUUUUUAUCACAUGCUUGAUUGUUUUGGGUUUUUUUAAGACGUGCACUCUGAACAUAUCAAACCUGAUUUUUUCCUAUGAACUUAACGCUGUCUGCGCACAAGUGAUCUUUGGAGAAGGAAAUGACAGGGCCCAUCCUAUCAAAAAUAAUUCCCAGCGAUACAUGGAGCAGUAACACUUGCUAGGGGUUAGGUUAGUGGGAAUGGUCACGAGAGGAAUGUACAAGAAAGGUGUUCCCUGACUUGGGCUGGCUUGGAGCUGCUGCAGAGGGCUGUGGUUUGUUUUGGGAGCUGCUGGGUUGGGAGCAGGGAUCUGGAGGAGCAGAAGGAGCUCUGUUCCCCAGGAACCUGGGAUUGCUGCAGCAGCCACCGCAGGGAUUGGGGUGGAGCAGGGGGAGAUGUGGUGAAUUGGAAAAGCUCUGUGGUUCCUUGCUACUUUCCUGGCUAUCUUUGGGAGAGCUGCGACAUACAGUCCUAAAAGUCCUUUUUCAGGCUGAAAACAAAACCAAACCAAAAAGUAGAUUUGGGACCAGACUGUUACAAGUGAGCCAAGGAGAAGGGAGAGGUGAUGAUCUGGUGGAGGUGGGGGGAUUUAGUGCUGGAAUGUCCUUCUCUUGGUAAGGGAAUUCCUUUCUCCAGGGGAGGAGCAGCUGCUGUGUGGAGAACCCGACUGUAUGCAGUAGUUUCUGACUAAGAUAGCUGAAACAAUGAAGCAAAUCUGAGUCUGUAUCUGAGGAUGCUUUUUUGUUGCUGUUAAAAUGAGACUAUCAUCUAUGCUUACCUAAGAGGCAAUUAUGUGAAUUUCAUGUCUGAGGUAUAACUUAUGCAGGAAUAGUUCUGUAAAUACAU